Scedosporium apiospermum is the source of this 14766-nucleotide messenger RNA. RefSeq lists its product as uncharacterized. The record is from RefSeq and is a predicted model, not a curated record. Gene Ontology annotation, molecular function: phosphopantetheine binding; catalytic activity. The coding region runs from base 1 to 14766 and encodes 4921 amino acids. NCBI's taxonomy places the organism in Eukaryota, Fungi, Ascomycota, Sordariomycetes, Microascales, Microascaceae. Gene Ontology annotation, biological process: secondary metabolite biosynthetic process; amino acid activation for nonribosomal peptide biosynthetic process. Gene Ontology annotation, cellular component: cytoplasm. The transcript has 5 exons.
AUGCCAUCGCUUUCAAUCAUCAACCCGGAGCCUGUGAAGCUUCCAGGCCCCAGCCUCCUCCACCAUCUCGUCUCCUCGACGUCUACUAGUGCCAGCCCAGCAAUCGAUGCGCUACUAGCUAGCAGUUUACGUGUGUCCCUUUCAUACGCCGAGCUCCAUGCAGAGUCCGACUCCUUGGCCGCAAAAAUCCGACAUCACCUCUACAUUCCUUCCUGCCUUGGCGCAGACUUUAUCGUUCCUGUUCUUCUUCGUCAAUCCCCCGAACUGUACAUAUCCCUUCUGGCCAUCCUUAAAGCCGGUGGCGCAUUCUGCCCACUAAACCUCGACGCGCCUUCGGAAAGAGUACGCUUCAUUCUUGACGACGUCAAAGCGAAAGUCCUUAUCACCACCAAGGAACUAGAACCUAUCCUACCGACUGGACUAGAUGGUAUAAAAGUUCUGGUGCUGGAUGAUGAAGAUGCCGUGGUUGACAGCGAGUUCAACUCUCCUGGCGUGCGUGAAUGUUCAUAUCCCUUUGAUAUAGAUACCCCAAUCGCGGUUAAUGAAAAGAACCUCGCGUAUAUCAUGUACACGUCUGGUUCCACUGGCACCCCUAAAGGUGUCGGUGUGUCUCAUCAGGCGGCCACUCAGAGUCUCAUGGCACAUGAUAGGCAUAUACCGUCGUUUCUUCGUUUCUUGCAGUUUGCUGCGCCGACUUUCGAUGUCUCUGUAUUCGAAAUCUUUUUCCCACUGUUCCGCGGAUCUACACUUGUCAGUUGCAGUAGGGAGGCCAUGCUUGACGACCUUCCCGCUGUCAUUAGGAGCCUUGAGGUGGACGCUUGCGAGCUUACCCCAACCGUUGCUGGGAGCUUAUUACGCAAGCGGGAGAAUGCUCCCGGGCUGAAGCUUCUCUUAACUAUAGGAGAGAUGCUAAGCGAACCCGUCAUCAAUGAAUUCGGGGGCACGUCGGAAACUGAGACGAUGUUGUGGGCGAUGUACGGACCAACAGAGGCCGCGAUCCACUGCACUCUCGUCCCAGCAAUGCAGGCUGGUGCCUCAGCAAACCAGAUUGGCAUCCCUCUUGAUACAGUGUCCUGUUUCGUCAUAUCGUCAAACUAUGAUCAUAAAGACCCUUCUUCCUUCGCCGUCGUUCCAGUUGGAGAAGUAGGCGAGUUAGUAGUUGGUGGCUAUCAGAAUGCAGUGGGGUAUCUCAACCGACCAGAGCAAACAACCUCUGCGUUUAUCGACUCACCUUUCGGACCCGUGUACCGGACUGGAGAUUUGGCCAGGGUCCGCGAUGAUGGCACUCUUGAAUGUCUUGGACGUAUGUCGGAGGGCCAAGUGAAGCUCAGGGGCCAGCGUAUCGAGCUCGGUGAAGUCGAGCAUGCUGCCUUGCGGGUUCGAGGGUGUCACGGCGCUGUGGCCGCCGUUAUCAAUAACAUCCUCGUUCUGUUUUGUGCAGUGGAUCCCGGCGAGGACAUUCCCUCUAUUGAAGCUGCGAUUAGGCAAAAGUGUUCCGAGUGGCUGCCCGCUUUCAUGGUCCCAGGCGAUGUUGUCAUCAUGCACCACUUUCCCCGUCUCCAGUCGGGCAAGGUCGACCGCAAGCAUUUGAAAGCAGAAUAUCUAAGGUCAAUUGCAGAAGGCCAAAGCAAUGGCGAAGGUACCGAGGAGGCGAGCCCAGAAUUGUCAAAGAAGAUACUGUCAGCCAUUGCUGCCAUUGUCUUCGUCGAGAUCGGACCGAAAACUGUUCUCGCAUCUGCUGGUCUCGAUUCCCUUGGUGCAAUAAGACUCGCAUCGCGACUCCGCAAAGAAAAUAUAGCCAUCACGGCGAACGAGAUUCUCAAAGCUAGAACCGCUGAGGAUAUCUGCCGCAUCGCGUCCGCCACCGUUGACCCGUCGGUCAUUGGUAUGACUAGAGGAAGUCCUCUUCCGGCCCCGAGCUCUCCUUACAAAGAUAUCUCUACAAUCAUCGAGAAUCAUAACAUCCUGCAAGAAAUCCGGGACGAGGUCGUUUCAAUUCUACCUUGUACUGAUCUCCAAUCCUCGAUGCUGGUUGAAACGAGCUAUAACUCGACGAUGUAUUGCAAUGUAGUCGAACUGGGUUUCCCAGAAUCGAUGCGGCCGAGCGACGUUGCCACUGAAUUUCUUAAGCUGUCGGCCGCGAAUGAAAUACUUCGAACUGGGUUUAUACAUCAUAAUGGAGAAUUCUUGCAGGUCGUUCUCAAGGGUCUGCAAGACUCCCAAGUGGCCAUCGUGGAUAAUUUCGAGCCGAAUUUCGAGCUUCGCGAGGAUCUGGAUUUCAUUCGGCCUCUUAGACUCCAGAUUCUGGGUAACAGCGACUAUGCCCCGAGAGCCCUUUUGCAUUUACAUCAUAGCAUUUACGAUGGAUGGUCCUUCGACAUGUUGUUGUCGGACUGGGCAUCCCUGCUUCAAGGAAGGGGUCUCAGUCCCCGUCCUCAGUUUUCCAAUAUGGUAGCUUUUGUCCACAACAUACCGGAGAAAGACUACGAAGUGUCCAAGCGAUUCUGGGCCGAGCAGCUUACCGGUUGGGAGAAAACGCCACUGCCGAGGCUUUCAGGACGCGUCCCAGAAUCAGAUACUUCAGUUCUCAUCUCGAGGGCAAAUCUGGACGUGAACAGGGACGCGGUCAUGGCCGUCGCAAAAGAUCUUGGGUGCAGCCCUCAAGUUCUCUUCCAGGCUGCUUUGCUUUGGCUAUGGUCCGCUGUCAUCGGGUCUGCAGAUGUUGUUAUCGGCUCGGUGACUUCUGGCAGGACCAUUGGCCUUCCGGAGGUGGAACGCAUCAUUGGGCCCUGCAUUGCGUCAAUGCCUCUACGAGCCAACCUUGCUAAUGCUGCCACGGUGCGGGACCUGCUCAAAUUCGUGCAAGCUAGCAACCGCUCUAUCAUCCAGCACGCAUUGCUCCCGCUCGCCGAAAUCAAGAAGUUGACAACCUUGACUGGGCAACAGAGCCUGUAUGACGUCCUGUUUGUGUUCCAGGAGUCAUUAGAGAGCAACUCUGCAGAUGAGGACGCGGUGAAGCAAAUUUCUCAUGCAGACAUGCUGGAAACGCCCAUUCUCAUCGAAGUUGAGCCGCACUGUGAUGGUUACAGCAUCCAACUUACGUACCAUCCCCACGUGUUUGAGCCAGCACUUGCGGAAAUAUUCGUCCGUGAGCUCGACCAGACCGUUCAAAGUCUUAUCCGAGACACGAGCGUAUCGCUCACCUCAGUUAGGGACUGUUUCACUGCUGAUCUUCUCUCCAUUCACAAUCCCCAAGUCCAGCGCUAUGCCGGAAGCCAAGAUCUUGCCGGUGUCGUUGAGGCGACUAUAGAGAAAACGCCGGAUAAACAGGCCGUUCACUUUGCUCGGUCGAUAUCGGGUGACCAGGGCCCGUCUGACGUGGAGACAUUAUCCUUUGGGGAGCUCAAUAGCCUUGCGAAUCAGAUUGCAAACUGGAUCCGUCACGUUGAUCCGGACGGCCAAGAUUCCGUUGCCGCAAUUAUCAUGGACAAAUCUGCUCUCUUUUACGCAUCGGUACUAGGCAUACUCAAGACCGGUCGGCCAUAUCUUCCUGUCUUACCCUCAACCCCGGUCAAACGUAUCCAUGCCAUUCUCGAACAGUCUCAAGCCUCGAUAUGCCUCACCGACGACGCCUACUACCCUACAGUCCAACCGGAAUAUGAGAAUAUCGUUUUUAAUGUACAGCAGGCAGAUCUUGGGACGUUCACAAGAGAUAAUGUCAAGAGACCCAUCGAUGGUAGCCGUCCCGCAUAUGUGAUUUAUACUUCUGGAACUACAGGAACUCCCAAAGGCGUUGUCCUCACGACGUUGAACAUCGUCAGUCACCUGGAUAUUCUUGAAAGGCUCUAUCCUGUUGGGGAAUCGUCCAGACUUCUUCAGUCAUGCUCGCAGGCGUUCGACGUGUCCGUUUUCGAAAUUUUCUUCGCAUGGAAGUCUGGAAUGUGUCUUUGCUCCGCGACCAACGAUGUUUUGUUCGAGGAUUUGGAGCACGCUAUCCGGGUUCUCGACAUAACACACUUGAGCAUGACGCCGACCGUCGCGUCAUUGGUCAAACGGGAUGCGGUUCCAAACGUUCAAUUCCUCGUAACCGCGGGUGAGGCCAUGACACAAGCUGUCUUUCGUGAGUGGAAGGGAGUCCUGUACCAAGGCUACGGCCCAAGCGAGACUACCAAUAUUUGUACGGUCAAAAAGAUGUCUGAUGGAGACCACAUCGAACAUCUCGGUUUUGCGUUCGACAAUACGUCAACCUUUGUCUUCUAUCCAGAGAGUCUCGAGCCUGUCCCGGUUGGCACCGUUGGGGAACUUUGUUUCGGAGGUGAUCAGGUCGCUCAGGGGUAUCUCAACGACCCAGCCCUCACAGCAGCCAAGUUCAUCUCGCACCCGAGCUUUGGGAUGCUUUAUCGUUCGGGGGAUCUAGGUAGGAUGCUGCCAGAUGGCUCACUCCUAAUCCUGGGUCGUCUGGAUGACCAGGUGAAACUGCGUGGACAACGAAUCGACGUCGGAGAAAUCUCAGGCAUACUCUCCCAAACCGGGUUUGUUUCGUCUUCUGCUAUUCUCCCAAUAUCACGUAACUCGAACGCAUCGAAGCAACUGGUGGCGUUUUACGUCAAGGCACCUAUUUCGGGAUCCCAAUUUCGUGUUUUGGAGCUUUCCAGAGAAGAUAAGGAGCAUCAAAGGUCUCUAUUUGCGGCACUAGAGUCUUCACUACCAUCUUACAUGGUUCCGUCUUAUUUGAUCCCGAUUUCCGUUAUUCCCACAAUACCGAGCGGUAAGGUAGACAAGAGGGAGCUGGUGGUCGCGUUCCAAGCACUCAGUCGAGAGUCAUUGGAGGAAAUGUCGCCUCUUGCAUGGAGAACUGCGGAUGGGCCGAGCGAACUAACCGCCAACGAGGCACUCAUCGCGGAUGCUGUCUCCGGAGCUCUCAAGGUUGGGCGACCUCUUCUCGGCAGGUGGACUCCACUCGCGUCUCUCGGGUUGGAUUCUAUCACCGCCAUCUCAGUUGCCAAGUCUCUGUCGGAUGUCUUGCAGCGAAGAGUGGCCAUAUCUGCAAUCCUGCAGAAUCCAUCUAUCGCUCAGUUGACAAAAACUCUCCUGGAUGAGCCUAGCGCGAACGAAACUCAGCAGUGUGCGACGGAGGCCGCGUGGAUGCCUGCCAACACAAUUACCGAAUCAAUAUCCGCCAAAUUCAGAGAAGCGAAUCUCGACAUAGAAUCCAUCCUUCCAUGCACUGCUCUACAAGAGGCUAUGCUGGCAUCCACGCUUGAUGGCGUUUAUUACAACAGCAUGGUGCUUCGUCUCAAGAUACCCCUACAUACGAUGAGAAGUUAUUGGGAAGCAAUGUGUGCCAGGCAUGCGAUUCUCAGGACAUGCUUUAUGUCAACCGAUGACCCGGACCAUGCCUUCGUUCAGGUGGUAUUGAAGACGUCUCAGCUGAGAUGGCGGACAUCUACGCGCUCCUCCAGCACUGUCGACGAAUGCUUAGAACACCUGAGUGCGGUGGUGGAUUCGCCUGCAGACACCAUGACACCUCCUUUCGCCCUCGAGGUCAUUUUCCAGGAUGACUUCCCCUACCUCUGCUUUUUCUGCCACCACGCUAUGUACGAUGGAGUAGCUAUGUCCACACUUUUACGAGAGAUUGAGCAGCUGGCAGGUGGUGAAGUCUUGUGUCCUGCGAUCUCAUACGACUCUUUCCUCCGAGAGGCGCUCACUUUGCCUGCUAAUACGGAUGGAUUUUGGAAUGAUCAAUUCCGAAACUUCCAACCAGCCACCUUCUCUUGCAAUGAAAUCUCGGAUGGGGGACCAACAGCACACACGCUGAGUUUCCGACUUGAUUUGCCACUGGAUACACUCGAAGCUCGAUCACACUCGCUUAAUGUUUCCCUCCUAUCUGUUUUCCAGGGAGUCUGGGCGAAUGUAUUGUCCAUCAUAACCGAGUUUGAGGACGUCUGCUUUGGCAACGUUAUGAACGGCCGAACUGUUCCAGUGGAUGGAAUAGACCGUCUUGUUGCUCCGUGCUUCAAUACCAUCCCCAUCAGGGUGGACCUCUUCCCCCACGAUCAAGCUUCUGGCCUCUUCCGACAUCUACACCAGAGCAAUCCUGAACUGAUGAGGUAUCAGUUCACACCACUCCGUCGGAUACAGAAGCUGCUCGGGCACCGCUACGGACUUUUCAACAGUCUUCUCCUCCUCCAGCCUGCUCAGCAACGGCUGGAUGAGGACAUCUGGGAGCUGGUAUCGGAUGCUGGUGGCAUGGAUGUGCCUCUCGUGUGCGAGAUCAUCCCAGACUCUACCGCGAACGAAGUAAAUGUCACUCUACACUAUGACGUCUCACAUUACACGCCAAUUUUCAUGGAUGCGGUCGGAGAUGCUCUUGAUUAUCUGGCAUCUUUCUUGACUCAAUUCCCAUCCUCAGCUCUCCGACAACGACAGGACUUACCGCUCCACACCCGAAACGGGCUCGAUCAUCUUACUGUCAAACGAUCCACGUCACCUAUUGAUCGUCCAGCGCUGGCUAAUAGUAGCCACGAUGAUAUGUGGUCAGACGCGGAGCUCCUAAUAAGGGAGUCAUUUUCAACAUUGUCUUCUGUCAGUGAAAAAGCGAUUGGCAAAAAGACGACCAUAUUCCAACUUGGACUGGAUAGCAUUAAUGCGGUUCAACUCGCAUCGCUGCUCAGGCGCAAAGGUCUCAACGUGACAGCAACGGACAUUCUGAACCAUCCCAGCUGCGGAAGCCUGGCUGCGAAGCUUCGGGAAAAAUCUAGCACUGCCUUCGCCCCUGCGGACAUUUUCGACAUCGCGGAGUUCCAGAAGAAAGCCCGCCCGACUCUGUCCCUGAUCGACAGGGCCUUUGAAUCCAUUCUCCCGUGCACUCCGAUGCAGAUUGCCAUGUUGACCGAAUUUGUGCAGUCGCAAGGCCGAGAAUACUUUAACUAUCUCCACCUAGAGCUGGAGAACGGGUUAUUGCUUACGGAGGCGCUCUCUGCAUGGGAAGGUGUGUUCCAAGCGCAUGCGAUGCUCAGGGUCGGGUUCGUUUCGACUGAUAGCUCUGACUACCCCGAUAUCACGUACUCCAUGAUUAAGUACUCCCCUCACUCUAUUCAAUUGCCAGUCUCAGUGAUUCAGCCUGGCUUGAAAUUGAGCGUUGCGAAGUGGAGACUUGAUACGGCGCAGGAAGUACUUGAUUCUCUGCGUGAACCUCCGUGGAGGGUUGCCCUGAUUGAGAGUGAUGGUCGGAUAUCUAUGCACGUGGCCAUUCACCAUGCGCUUUAUGAUGCACAUUCUCUUGAGAUUAUCCUGGGAGGCCUUGCCCGUUGCAUCAAUGGUGGCCAUGCUUUCGAAUCGGCUCCGCUGGAGAAAACUGUUGGCAGCCUCUUGGGCCUUGUUUCCAGAGACAACCAGAAGAAGUCCGAAAUAUUCUGGAAUAAAUUAUCCGACAAGGCCGUCGUGAACCCAUUCCCUGUGAUGACGCCUCUUCGGGUAGAACGGGGUCAUUUACAGAGCCAUUCGCACAAUUCAUCCCUCUCUUUCAAGGACAUCGCCCACGCCUGUCAGACUGCCAACGUCUCCGUCCAGGCUGCUCUUCAGGCGGCAUGGACUCGAGUGCUGUCCUCCUAUAUUGGUGAAGAGGUUGUCAUUUUCGGGACAGUCAUGGCUGGAAGAGUGACCGAUUCGAUGCAAAAGGCAGCUUUUCCUUGCAUAACAACUGUGCCCGUCAUUGCCAAGAACAGCCUGGCGAACAGGGAGUUGUUGGACUCAAUGAUGGCCAUGAAUAGGGAUCUCUACCAACACCAAUUCUCUCGAUUGGCUGACGUUCAGCGCUGGCUUGGACAUCCGGGACGCUCCUUGUUUGAUACUUUACUGGUUUACCAAAGGAGCUCUUUGGAUCAUGUCCCAAGGCCUUGGACGGUCGAGCAGGAUGAAGGCAUUGUCAAUUACCCUGUGUCAAUUGAAGUCGAGUCUCACGACAACUCCGCAGUGAGCUUCCGAAUUACUUUUAAGACGGACAUUCUGCCUCAGGAACAAGCUUCUAUGAUGCUUCGCCAACUGGACGCUGCGCUGCGUCACCUCAUCCUCGAUCCCCAAGGACACGCGGAUGAGCUCUGGCCAAACGAGCCUCAAUUGGCAUCUCUCGCUCCGGCACAGAGCGUAGAAUUACCCACUAAUGCUUCACUGCUUCACCAAUUGUUCGAGGCCCAGGUCAUCAGGCGACCAGACAAAGUCGCUCUUGAAUUCGUGAGUGGGUUCGCUGGUGGAGAGGCUGUAUCGCAGACGUGGACAUUUUCCGAGUUCAACAGCGUCGGAAAUAGAGUUGCAGCCCUCCUGUCGCGCCAUGUAACCCCAGGAUCGAUUGUCGCGAUUCACUUCGACAAAUGCCCCGAAGCCUAUUUCUCUAUUCUCGGCAUCUUAAAGGCAGGAUGCACCUUCUUAGCCUUAGAUCCAUCAGCUCCCAUUGCUCGGAAGGAAUUCAUUCUCGAGGAUUCCAAGGCGGCGGCACUGCUUGUGCGAUCUGCGACCGAGCUUGAUAUUAAGCCGGCAACCUUCGUAGUGGAGGUCAAUGAAGAAUCUAUCGCUAGCGAGCCGACAUCGGAUUUUGAGCCUCCCUUCAUCCCACCAGAUACUACUUGCUAUUGUCUUUAUACAUCUGGAACCACGGGAGAGCCAAAGGGCUGUGAGAUCACGCAUGAGAACACGGUCCAAGCCAUGCUAGCCUUCCAAAGCCUCUUCAGAGGCCAUUGGGAUGACAAUUCAAGAUGGCUUCAGUUCGCAUCCCUUCAUUUUGAUGUUUCCGUCCUGGAACAGUACUGGAGUUGGUCCGUGGGAAUAGCGUUGGUAUCUGCUCCUCGUGAUCUCGUUCUCGACGACCUUGAGGGAACAAUCAGCAAACUGCGAAUCACGCACAUUGACCUUACGCCCAGUCUUGCGUCUCUCGUCCGUCCAGAAAAGGUUCCAUCUCUCUGGAAAGGCGUAUUCAUCACCGGAGGCGAGCAACUCAAGCAGGAUAUUCUCGAUGCCUGGGGUCCAAAGGGAGUGAUUUAUAACGCCUAUGGCCCUACCGAAGCGACCAUCGGAGUCACGAUGAGGCAGCAGGUUCCAUCUAAUGGCCGACCGGUAAAUAUCGGGCGACAAUUCCCCAACGUGGGGACGUAUGUCUUCCGCCAAGGGACUGAGGUACUCGUGCCAAAGGGCGGCGUCGGCGAGCUCUGCGUCUCGGGCAAGCUUGUCGGCAAAGGCUACCUCAACCGUCCACAGCUGACCGAAGAGCGAUUCCCGGUGCUGAAAGCCUUCGGAGAGAGGGUAUAUCGCACUGGUGACUUGGUCAGAUUACUUCAUGAUGGCUCGUUUGACUUCCUUGGCCGGGCCGAUGACCAGGUUAAGCUACGUGGGCAGCGUCUUCAAUUGGGAGAGAUUGAUCAUGCCAUCAGAUCUGGAGUCCCUGGGAUCCGAGACGUAGCAACAAUCGUGUCAAAGAAUAGCAAAACCGGCAAGGACCUUCUAAUCUCGUUUAUUGUGCCCCUACGAAACAGCGAUGAGGAGCCGGCGACAGGCCUCAGGAUUCUUGAAGGGACGGAGAGCCGCACAGCUUGCAGCAACGCGAGAGACGCAUGCAAGGCUCGUCUUCCUGGCUACAUGGUCCCUACUUAUAUCAUUGCCUUGCCAUACAUCCCCCUGUCCCGCAACAACAAAGCGGAAGUGAAGGAAUUGAGGGCCUUUUUCAAGAAUCUUUCCCCACAAGACCUGUCGAAGCUCUCCUCAUCGUCGACCACGCAAGCCAACCUAUCGCUAAAUAAGACUGGAACUCUAGUACUAGAGAUUCUCAAGGAGUUCGAUGGGUCAGCCGAGGACACAAUAGACGGAGAAACUAACAUAUUCGAUCUCGGUGUGGACUCAAUUUCCAUUCCCCGACUCUCUAGGCUCCUUAAACAGCGUGGCAUCUCUGGCGCCUCUCCAGAACUCAUCUUGAGACAUCCUAUCCUUGGUGAUCUCGUCCAAGCACUCGAUAACGCUCCAAUCCUUUCUUCAAAGAGCAAAAUUACGGAGGCGAAACAGGUAAUGAGGGCCUGUGACCACCAGUGGCGUGGCCUCGUCUGCCGCGAGCUCGGCGUCAAGCAUGAGGAUAUCGAGUACAUAGUUCCUUGCACUGCGAUCCAAGAAGGAAUCAUUUCUCGAGCCCUUACUGGAGUCGCCGAGAGAAGGUCGGUUUAUUUCAAUAAUUUCCAGCUUUCUAUUGCCGAAGGUACGUCAAUCGAAAAGCUCGAGCUUGCGUGGAAGGAGACCAUUCGCCGCCAUGCGAUCUUGAGAACGUCGUUCGUGGCGACCCCCGACGGUUUUACUCAGGUCGCCCUGCGACAUGCAACUCCUCAGUGGUUCGAGACGUCUCUUUCUCCUUCUGAAUUCCGGGUCGAAGAACGCCGUCUCAGGACCGCCUGGGUCGAGAAGAACUCGCCUCAUGUUGUCAGCCCACUGGAACUCCUUAUCAAUAGAUCCGACGCAGCUAUCCAGCUCAAUAUUCACAUUUUCCAUGGGCUCUACGAUGGAAACAGCUUUGGCGCCAUCCUCCAGUUUGUUUCGAGCCUGUAUCAUGACGAGACGCCGAGUUCUGGGCCCGCGUUCGUGGAGCUUCUUCCUCUGGGGCCCCUCUGGAAGCAUGAUUCCAGCAAGGAAUUCUGGGUUCGGCACCUGCAGGAAUGGACGCCGACCGAGUUUCCUCCCACCGAGGGCCUAUCGACGACGGCAGACACCUCCAUCCAUCAAACCAUCGACGCAGAGCCACUGGACGCAAUGAGAAAAUCUCUCGGCGUCACUUUCCAAUCCUUAGUUUUGGCUCUCUGGGUGUCCACACUGCAAGGGUACCUCAACGACAAUGUGACAACGGGGAUAGUCGUCUCCGGUAGAACAAUUGACGCCGAAAAUGUCGAAAAUACCAUCGGGCCUCUUUUCAACACCCUUCCGUUCUUUGUGAAAUACGCAAACGGCACGAGCUGGAGGUCCUUAGUCAAGCAAUGCCACGAGUUCAACGCCUCCGUGUCUUCGUUCCAACACGUCUCUUUGAGAGAUAUUCAGAAAUGGUUUUCCAACGGAAAGCCGUUGUUUGAAAACCUCUUUGCCUUCCAAGUUGAUAAUUCGGACGACGCUAUUAGCAGCCAAUCUCCCUGGAUCCUACAGGACGAACCACCAACUGCCGACUACCCUGUGGCCUUCGAAGCCGUCUUGAAAGACACCGAACUCUGCUUAACUAUCGUCGCUAGCGGGGAAGCAUUUGAUGAGAACCAAGCGACUGAUUUGAUGCAAAAUUUCCUUGGUAACGUCGCUCGUUUACUCGCCGACCGGGAAGCAGUCAUUUCCAAUGAAGCGACCGAAGUCCGACAGGCCGCGCCCGCCGAGAGCACCGCCCCGAUGCUCGACAAUAAUACCACGGGUGAAAAGGCGCACUUAUCACUUUCAAAACGGCAAGAUCUAUCCGACGAAAGCAGGGUAUUAUUGCGGGAACUCGCGGACGCUUGUGCUAUGGAUCUGGACGAGUUAUUCGGCCACCUCUCGCUUCCUAACCUUGGCUUGGACAGCAUUGACAUCGUGAAGCUAGCGGCCAGGCUGAGAUCCCACGGCAUUACGCUCUCAAUUACCGACAUAGUCAAGUGUCCAACAAUCGGCGACAUCAUUGAGCUGCUACAGAACCGUGGUCCGACAUCAGUUGAUCAAUCACAGAAAGAGUCAGAAGCAUAUGAGCAAUUGAGAGCCCGUCUAAAGAAGUCCGUUCAGCUGAACGGCAUACAGGAGGAUGAAAUUGAAGACAUCCUGCCGCCGACCCCUCUCCAGGAGUCCAUGGUUGCUCAGAUGCUGCAGAGCGAUUGUCAACAGUACUUCAACCACGACCUUCUCGAGAUUGGUCCGACAGUAGAACUCGACAGGCUUGAGAAGGCCUGGGAAACAGUUUUCUACCACUCGAAAAUUCUCAGAACUGUCUUCCUUGAGGUCCCCGACCCCGCUCUCGACUUCUCGUACUGCCAAGUCAUUCUCCGAUCUUCCCACCCUGCCAUUUCGAGGGUUGAUUUGAACGAGGUCGGCCAAAUUCAAGAUCUCAUUGAGGCGACAAAGACCGAAGCCACUUCAUCAAAAGGUCAGGCCAAUCUAUUCCGCCUACACUUCGUGUCUGUUGGAUCAAAGAACUUUGUAUUGCUAUCGAUCGCGCACGCCCUGUACGAUGGCUGGUCCCUGGCUCUAUUACACCGGAACGUUGAGGCGGCCUAUAACGGCGAGAAAUUGCACUACCCCUCGGAAGAGCCCUACCUUCGGAAGCUUCAAUCGACUUCUUCCCAGGGCCAAGAUUUCUGGAAACAGUAUCUCGUCGAUGCAAACCCAACACUUGUUGCGACAAACGGUGCUCCAGAGGCGGCGGCGGACAGUUCAACACCUUAUCGGGCAGAAUCAACCUCGACUACCCACGCCCAAAGAGUAUCUGAAUUCGGCAAGAAGUACGGAAUAUCCCUUCAGGUAAUUGGUCAAGCCUGCUGGGCAGCCGUUUUGGCAUCCCUUCAAUCCUCCCUUGAUCUCACGUUCGGCGUUGUGCUAUCGGGCAGAGACUUUGAGGGUGCUGAAGAUGUCAUGUUCCCGACAAUGAACACUGUUGCCGUCCGAUGCGUUCUUCACGGGAAAGUGGUCCAAUUUUUGCGAUACAUGGAGGAGAAUAUGGCUGGCCUGAGAGAACACCAAUCAUACCCCUUGCGAAAGGCACUACUGGCUGCGAAGGGCGUGGCGUCUCCACUCUUCAAUACAUUGUUCCUCUUCCAGAAGUCGCCGGCCCUCUCGACUCGAGAGGGCCCGGAGCGGGAGCCUCUCAUGACAUCGGUCGAGAGCUCAUCAGCCGUGGAGUACCCCGUCUGUGUUGAGCUGGAAGCUGUCGAGGAUGCUUUGGUCUGGAGAACUGCCUGUCAAGACACAUAUUUCCAGGCGCACGAUGCCAGCCUCAUUUUACACCAGUUGGACCGAGCCCUUCAGUAUAUACUAGAGUCUCCGGAACAGGAUCUGCUAUCAUUCGGUCCAUCCCACGUCUCCGUCUGCGGCCUGGCCACGGCUCAACUGAAAGAAGAUGUGUCCGACGAUGGACCUGCCCAGGUGAAUGGUACUACGGACAAGCAAUAUGAGGAGAUGUGGACAGAACCGGAGGAGAAAAUACGGGAGGUGCUGUGCCAGCUAUCUGGAGUCUCGGUGGAGGACGUUCCUAAAUCCGCAACCUUGUACAAUAUUGGUCUAGACUCCAUCACUGCGAUCAAAGCCUCGGCGAAUCUCCGACAAUCGGGAAUCCACCUUACUGUCCGGCAAUUACUCACGGCAUCGUCCAUCUCGCAUAUGGCUGAGCUGUCCAAGGCGGCCAAUAGUGCCCGCGCAUCUUUAGCCCCAGCUUACGGGACCGAGGAGGAGUAUACGGUAGACAUUGAGGAAAAGCAAUAUGCUUUGGCGGGUGUCCUGCCUGAUGAAGUCGAGUGUACACUCCCAGCAUUACCUAUGCAAGUAUACAUGCUGUCAACAUGGCAAAAUUCGUCAGGGUCCGUCUUCUUCCCCACUUUCUAUUGCCGCCUUAGCAGUUCGGUGGCCCGAGAAUCUUUGGGAUCAGCAUGGUCUUUGCUCAUCUCGGAAUUGGCUAUCCUCCGGACUUACUUCGUCGCUCUCAACGACUCAGCGGGGCCACUCGCGCAAGUCAUUGUAAAGGGUGGCUCCAAGCCUGCCCUUCGACGCGCUCACAUCAAGUGGGAUGAUGACUUGGGCCAUAUUGACAAGUUGGAGCCAGAGUCUGGCGAUCUGGUCCAGCUUCAUGUGCAGAAAGAUGUGGACGGUUCCUGGCUUCUGGCCUUGCAUAUCCACCAUGCUUUGUAUGAUGCAGUGAGUCUGCCAGCCAUCUUGGAUAGAUUCUCUUCUCUCUGCACCGGGUGUCUCGUGGAACCACAACCCUUGAGUCAGUGGAAAGGCUUUACUGAACUGCACUCGUCUUCCUCGUCUACCGAUAAGCGACGCCAAUUUUGGACGGCAUAUCUUGGUGUCACCGAUGCUCCAGCCUCACAAUCAGAGUGGCCGGAAACGACAGGAAAGACCUCCAAGUUUACAAGAAGCGCAGUAUCCGAUGUUUCUUCUCUUCGCUCUCUUUGCUCAGAGCACGGCAUAAGUCUGCAAGCACUUUUCCUGGCUGCGUACGCUCUCACUAUCGGGAAUACCAAGACUUCACACGACGGGGAGAAGACUGUCUUGUUUGGCACAUAUCUGGCCAAUAGAGCGCUUCUCGAGACCCUCCCCGAGACGUUCCCGACAUUGAACUUGGUUCCCCUGAAGGUCACGAUCAAGGAGGAAGAUACUGCGGUAUCCUUAGCAUCACGCAUUCAGCGCGAUAUCCAUGCCGUCACGGAAGCGCCCAAUUCUACCGUCGGGCUCUGGGAGAUCGCAUCUUGGACCGGAAUCACCAUUGAUUCUUUCGUAAAUUUCAUUGGCAGUAGCGGACAGAGUCGUUCCCCGAGCGAGGCUGGAGGGAUUUCCCUCCAGGUCCUGGAUGAUUCUUCAUCUCUUGUUAAUGGCGAUGUCUCAAAUGCUGUACCAUUUACAUUGCCACAAUGGCUAGAGGAGAACCCGGUCGCGAAAUAUUUCCCCGCGGCUAUUGAUGUGGAAGUGGCGGUGGCUGGCAGCGGGCUAGAUAUUGGCAUCUUCGCCCCUGCGUUCCGCUUGUCGGACUCUAGGGCAGAUGAUAUGAUGGAGACGAUUAUUCGCAUUUUGAACGGCGUGUAG